Molecule: messenger RNA, 534 nt
Organism: Suillus plorans
Lineage: Eukaryota; Fungi; Basidiomycota; Agaricomycetes; Boletales; Suillaceae
Exons: 1
Coding region: 1-534 (177 amino acids)
Source: RefSeq, a predicted model, not a curated record
AUGCAGACAUGCAACUCAAACGUCGAUUCACCACCGAUCUCAGCUAGCAUUGGGGAGCUGCAGCAACCUGUAAGUGCUUGGUCCUGGAGGUAUUCGCAUCUGGAUAUAAUAAUAAAAUUUACCAUCCAGUCUAACACUUCGUCCGGGGGGUCUUCAUCGCGUAUCCCGCGCCUGCCAGCAGAAAUUCUCUCGGAAAUUUUCCUCCACAGUCUGUCUGAUGACUUGCCCUUUUUUCCCACACAAAGGCUAGCUCCCCUGAUAUUCACAAGAAUAUGUCGACAAUGGAGGGAAGUUGCUCUUGGCUUGCCAUGGUUAUGGACCCAGCCACGGUUGAUCGCGGAUGAUGGCUUCCGGGAGAGAGCUUCCGCCUACGACCUCUGGCUCAAGCGAUCGAGAGGAUGUCCUCUCUCGUUGAAACUUGAAUGUUACACUGACUUGAGCGAGGCACGAAGCCUACUCCAGCCAUACAUCCAGCAAAUCUCGUCUCUGGAGCUUACUUUUUGGUACUGCAGAGGCCCAACGUACACGGACUAG